UUUCCACUAUGGCAUCUAGCCGGCUACGGGUGGCGGUGAUCGGAGCCGGGGCAGCUGGACUUGGCAGUGCACGUCACAUCCUUUCAAGAUCUAUGAACUUUGAACCUCCAGUGGUGUUCGAGAUGACAGGUCAAGUGGGGGGAACCUGGGUUUAUAUGGAAGACCUGGGAAAUGCUGGGAAUAUACAUUCCAGUAUGUACAGAGAUCUGAAGACAAAUCUUCCUAAAGAGAUUAUGGAAUUUCCAGACUUUCCCUUCGAUCCCUCCCUGCCAUCCUUCCUCCAUCAUUCUGAAGUGCUGAAAUACCUGGAGGAUUACACAGAUACAUUUUCCAUCCGGCCACACAUCAGGUUUAACACCCCUGUGGUGUCCGUCUAUCCUGUCCUUGAAGACCAAGGUCAGAUCUCCUGGAGGGUCAUAUCCAGCAGCCAAGGAGAAGAAGUGCUGGAAAAAUUUGAUGCGGUCAUGGUGUGUGUGGGACAUUACUCUCACCCCUACAUCCCUGACAUUGAUGGCAUCAAGGACUUUCAAGGAGAAAUAUUACACAGCCAUUUUUAUCGCUAUCCGGAGGUCUUCUCCUCACGUUCCAUAGUCCUUUUAGGCUCAGGACCUUCAGGUGUAGACAUAGCCAUGGAACUUUCUGCACAUGCCAAAUAUGUCAUUUUGAGCCACCGCGGGCCUCCCCUAAAAUGGACCCCACCAGGGAAUGUCUCAGAGGCACCUCCAGUGGUCAGUGCUACUCGUAAUGGACUCAUUUUUGAGGAUGGAACAAAGGUUGAGGCAGAUACAUUGAUUUUCUGUACUGGUUACCAAUACAACUACCCAUUCUUUUUACCUAAGACCCCAAGAAGGGCUGGUGAUGGCCUCACUGAUAGUGAAGAGGUGGAAUAUGAGGAUGUAUUGGACUGGGGAUUUUUGGAGGGUGAAGACAUGGAUAGACCUGAUCGAGGGGAAGGUCACCUUCUGCCAAUCUAUAAACACUUAUUCCAUGCCCGAUACCCCACCUUGUGCUUUAUUGGGGCCUGUAAAAUUGUGCUCCCAUUCCCAUUUGUCGAUUGCCAGGCCCAGUUUUUCCUUUUAACACUGGAGGGCAAAUGCCCACUACCACCUGUGGAACAAAUGCUUUCUGAAUCUCGUAAAGAGUAUAUAGAGCACCGAAACUCAGGUUUACCCCUCAAAUACCUUCACCUCCUAGGACCAGACCAGUUCAAGUAUAACCGGUGGUUGGCAGACACUGCAGGGUUUGAGCCACUGGCCCCUGUGCUAGAAAAGUUGUAUGACGCGGCUCGAGAAUGCAGAAGCUCAAACCUUUUAGAAUUUCGAAAAUUCAACUAUAGGAUAUUGAACAGAGAGGAGUUUGAAGUGCAGACGGAUGGGGUAAAAGAGGUCUAUGGGUAACUGAUAUACUCCAGAUGGAAAUGAUCCUCGUUCCUAUUUACAAUUCCUCUACCAUAAAACCAGUUAUGAUCCUUUUACAGGGGACAAUUAUCGGCUAAAUGGACGUUCCUAGAGAUUCUCGUCCCCAAUAAUCUUCCCAUGUAUACGGACCAGUGAUCAGAAAACAAAGGACCAAAUGUUCACUUGUCGGCCGGUUGGAUUUUUUGAGCGGCCUUUUAAAUUAUUGUUUUUAGCUCCAUAUGGGUAAAUAGGGGGAUGUAUGGCUGACAAUGAUGAAUGUAAUAGAGAUCGACACUCCUUAUCCUCCCCAGACGGCCCGUCUAAAAGGGAUUUUACUCUACAUUAUGGAACCUGUCACAACCUCUAGUCAAUAGGUUUAGGCACGUUCAGCAUGGGGGCAGUCAGUAUGCCAAUUUUGGAGGCCACGAUGAAGUACCCUACUUAAUGGAUGGCAUACAUCUACACAGGACUUUCCAUAUCCAUAGGAAACACAACAUUAGUAAACAUAUUGGUGUUGUCUUUGUGAAGAAUAUCGAUUUUGGGGCUACCAUCAGGAUUUACUAUCGGAGGCACUGCAAUCAUGGACCUUGACUAAUAGGGGGUCAACUGGUCAGCUUACCCUCGAUAGAAGGAGCCACACAGUGAGAGUACAAAAAAUCUGGCUGCUGAUCUCACUAGGAAUACC
Hyla sarda is the source of this 2082-nucleotide messenger RNA. RefSeq lists its product as uncharacterized. The coding region runs from base 9 to 1397 and encodes 462 amino acids. NCBI's taxonomy places the organism in Eukaryota, Metazoa, Chordata, Amphibia, Anura, Hylidae. Gene Ontology annotation, molecular function: N,N-dimethylaniline monooxygenase activity; flavin adenine dinucleotide binding; NADP binding. The transcript is spliced from 5 exons. The record is from RefSeq and is a predicted model, not a curated record.